CCGCUCCGUCCGCGCUCGUUCCCCUCCGUCGCCCCCCGGCCCCGCCAUGGCCUCCGCGGCCGCCCCCGGGCAGGGCGGCUCCGCGCAGCCCCUCACCGUCCAGCGCGGCAUCGUCAAGAUGGUGCUGUCGGGCUGUGCCAUCAUCGUCCGAGGACAGCCCCGAGGAGGGCCCCCCCCCGAGCGCCAGAUCAACCUCAGCAACAUCCGCGCCGGCACCCUCGCCCGCCGUGCCGCCGCCGGCCAGCCGGAUGCCAAGGACACCCCGGAUGAGCCCUGGGGCUUCCCAGCUCGUGAGUUCCUGCGGAAGAAGCUGAUUGGGAAGGAGGUCUGCUUCACCGUGGAGUACAAGACCCCGCAGGGCCGGGAGUACGGGAUGGUCUACCUGGGGAAAGACACCAGUGGUGAGAACAUCGCCGAGUCCCUGGUGGCCGAAGGGCUGGCCUCCCGCCGGGAAGGGAUCCGAGCCAACAACCCCGAGCAGAGCAGACUGGCCGAGCUGGAGGAACAAGCCAAGAGUGCCAAGAAGGGGAUGUGGAGCGAGGGGACGGGCUCCCACACCAUCCGGGACCUCAAGUACACCAUCGAGAACCCCCGCCACUUCGUGGACUCCAUGCACCAGAAGCCAGUCAAUGCCAUCAUAGAGCACGUCCGGGACGGCAGCGUGGUGAGAGCCCUCCUCCUCCCCGAUUACUACCUGGUCACUGUCAUGCUCUCGGGCAUCAAGUGCCCCACGUUCAAGCGGGAGGCGGACGCCACCGAAGUCCCCGAGCCCUUUGCGGCCGAAGCCAAGUUCUUCACAGAGUCGCGGCUGCUGCAGAGGGAUGUGCAGAUCGUCCUGGAGAGCUGCCACAACCAGAACAUCCUGGGCACCAUCCUGCACCCGAACGGGAACAUCACCGAGCUCCUGCUGAAGGAGGGCUUUGCCCGCUGCGUGGACUGGUCCAUCGCCGUCUACACCCGCGGGGCCGACAAGCUGCGGGCGGCCGAGAGGUUCGCCAAGGAGCGCAAGCUGAGGAUCUGGAGGGAUUACGUGGCCCCCACGGCCAACCUGGAUCAGAAGGACAAGCAGUUUGUAGCCAAGGUGAUGCAGGUGCUGAACGCCGACGCCAUCGUGGUGAAGCUCAACUCCGGGGACCACAAAACCAUUCACCUCUCCAGCAUCCGACCCCCCCGGCUGGAAGGGGACAGCACCCAGGACAAGAACAGGAAGCUGAGGCCCCUCUACGACAUUCCCUACAUGUUUGAAGCCCGGGAGUUCCUGCGCAAGAAGCUCAUCGGGAAGAAGGUGAACGUGACGGUGGACUACAUCCGACCGGCCAGCAGUGCCACCGAGACCGUGCCCGCCUUCUCCGAGCGGACCUGUGCCACCGUCUCCAUCGGAGGAAUCAACAUCGCCGAAGCGCUGGUGAGCAAGGGCCUGGCCACCGUCAUCCGCUACCGGCAAGACGACGACCAAAGAUCCUCGCACUACGACGAGCUCUUGGCUGCAGAGGCUCGGGCCAUCAAGAAUGGCAAAGGGCUGCACAGCAAGAAGGAGGUGCCCAUUCACCGGGUGGCCGACAUCUCCGGGGACACCCAGAAGGCGAAGCAGUUCCUGCCCUUCCUGCAGCGCGCCGGCCGCUCCGAGGCCGUGGUGGAAUAUGUCUUCAGCGGCUCCCGGCUGAAGCUCUUCAUGCCAAAGGAAACCUGCCUCAUCACCUUCCUGCUGGCAGGCAUCGAGUGUCCCCGGGGAGCACGGAACCUGCCGGGGCUGGUGCAGGAGGGAGAGCCCUUCAGCGAGGAGGCCACGCUCUUCACCAAGGAGCUGGUGCUGCAGCGGGAGGUGGAGGUGGAGGUGGAGAGCAUGGACAAGGCGGGGAACUUCAUCGGGUGGUUGCACAUCGAGGGCCUCAACCUGUCGGUGGCCCUGGUGGAACACGCCCUCUCCAAGGUCCACUUCACCGCCGAGCGCAGCCCCUACUACAAGGCCCUCCUGGCCGCCGAGGAGGCCGCCAAGCAGAAGAAGGAGAAGGUGUGGUCCCACUACGAGGAGACCCCGGUGGAGGAGGUGGUGCAGGUGCUGGAGGAGAAGGAGCGCACGGCCAACUACAAGCCCGUCUUCGUGACGGAGAUCACGGACGAUCUCCACUUCUACGUGCAGGACGUGGAGACGGGUGCCCAGCUGGAGAAGCUGAUGGAGAACAUGCGCACCGAGGUGGGCAACCACCCGCCCGUGGAGGGCUCCUACGCCCCGCGCCGCGGAGACUUCUGCAUCGCCAAGUUCGUCGAUGGAGAAUGGUACCGGGCCCGGGUGGAGAAGGUGGAGUCACCUGCCAAAGUUCAUAUCUUCUACAUUGACUACGGCAACAAGGAGACCCUGCCUUCCACCCGCUUGGCCGCUCUGCCCCCGGCCUUCAGCACCCGCGUCCUGCCGGCACAAGCCACCGAGUACAAGUUUGCCUUCAUCCAGGUGCCCCAGGACGAGGAGGCGCGGGCGGACGCGGUGGACAGCGUGGUGAGGGACAUCCAGAACACCCAGUGCCUGCUCAACGUGGAGCAUCUGGGACCCGGUUGUCCCCACGUCACCCUCCAGUUCGCCGACUCCAAGAGCGACGUGGGGCUGGGGCUGGUCAAGGAGGGGCUGGUCAUGGUGGAGGUGCGCAAGGAGAAGCAGUUCCAGAAGGUGGUAAGUGCUGGUGGGGGGAAGGUCCUUGCCCCACUUGCUGUGGGGUGGCCAAGAGGUGAUGGACCCCCCAACUCAUCUGAUGCCGUAUUGAUCCUGGCUUGGUGGCUGCUUGGGGACAGGGUGGGGGUAGUGACCCCCCUUAAGCACUGGCCACCCCCUACUUGGACACCUCAUUUUGUGUUGGGAGGGUCAUCAGGGAGGGGGGUGGUCCCACCUCCUUGACCUCCAUGGGGUCCC
Molecule: messenger RNA, 2902 nt
Organism: Calidris pugnax (ruff)
Lineage: Eukaryota; Metazoa; Chordata; Aves; Charadriiformes; Scolopacidae
Gene: SND1
Product: staphylococcal nuclease and tudor domain containing 1
Exons: 22
Coding region: 47-2887 (946 amino acids)
Biological process (GO): mRNA catabolic process; regulatory ncRNA-mediated gene silencing
Cellular component (GO): cytosol; nucleus; RISC complex
Molecular function (GO): RNA binding; nuclease activity
Source: RefSeq, a predicted model, not a curated record